Molecule: messenger RNA, 6403 nt
Organism: Drosophila nasuta
Lineage: Eukaryota; Metazoa; Arthropoda; Insecta; Diptera; Drosophilidae
Gene: chk
Product: chaski
Exons: 7
Coding region: 2544-5366 (940 amino acids)
Biological process (GO): monocarboxylic acid transport; transmembrane transport
Molecular function (GO): monocarboxylic acid transmembrane transporter activity
Source: RefSeq, a predicted model, not a curated record
UAGUUGUGGAAUCGAACGGUCGUGUUAGCGGAAGAAAUCUAAAUUGAAAUAUUCAAAGCGUCAGUCCAGUGCUCGUAAAGCUUUUGUCACAAUAAUUUUCGUGUAAACGUGUUAACUUAUAAAUUAAACACAAUUCGGUAAAUUUUGUUUAGACGCGACUCUGCGUUUCAUAUCAAUUGGUGUGCGUGCUCUCAAUUCGUUCUUCCUUACCGCUAUUUGACACAGUGUGGGUGUGUGCCUGUAUGUGUGUAUGUUUGGUGGGUGCAUUUGUUUAUUCCAACCGCCAAAUACUUCUAGUGAACUUGCGUUGUUGGGCGGUGCUGUCAUUGGCCACCCUCCCCCUGCUCGCUUCAUACGUUCCGUACAGAAAAAUCGAAACUCCCGCACAUUGGGUGGAUGAGUUUGUAGUAACAAAACAUCAGCCACAAAAAGAGCAAAAACAAAAAGAAGCGCACACACAAAAGGAAUACGAACAUUAAAGCGUAAACUGCAAAAGGGAAUAAAAAUCCGCAGAGGCACAGAGAGAACGAGAGAGAAAAUAAAUAAUUAUUAAAUACCAACGCGUGACACGAAUGUUUCGUGAAAUUAUUGAAAGUAGACCUUAAAUCUUUUUUGUACUUUUUACAUAACAGAAUCGCGAAACACAAACCUGACAAUAAACGUUGUGCAAUUUGUAUACAAUCACCUACAACAACAACAAAAAAAGUACUUAAAUAAUCAUUGAACAAUCUCUGCAGAGCUUUAAAGUACCGCUACUUAAAAUUCAUAUGCCCCAUUCAUGCGUUUUCUACCCACUGUGCGAAUCGUAAACAAACGAAAAUAAAAUAAAAUAAAAAACAUACAUAUAUACAAGUGCUUUACACUUUUGUUUAAAUAAAGACUGGUUCCAAAUAACAACUUUAAAGUGCUGUCGUUUGACCUACAAUGUAAACUGUUAAAACCUUACGGUAAAAUACGAACAAAUAAGAUAUCAAUUGAAACAAAAUGGUUAUUACUUAGCUAAAGAUUAACUGACGGAUUUGGGAAGCACAUCAGAACAAGUUACUUAACUUUCAUUGGAUCAGCAGCAGUGAACGCACAGAGACUGUGACAUAAGAAGGCAGCAUCAGCUGCUAAUCGACUACAACAACAAUCAUAAAUCAUCAUCAACACGCAAUACGCAGCAGGAGCAGCAACAGCAACAGCAAUUGAGUUGCAACAACACCCAACACAAAAAAAAAGCAAAAACAAAACGCAAAGAAUUCGCAUUAAUCAUACGCCGCGUGUGCCGCGCAUUAGAACACGCCUUGUAAAAUUGCCAUCGAUAUGUUUGCCAAAAAGCCGCACAAUGCGCCGCGCACUUGACACGCGUUGAGUUACAGUUACAGCAAUUGCGUGCAUCAAUCAAUCAAUCAAAUUGGUCAAUUUCCCGAAAUCGUUCGUCCGUUCGUUCGUUUUUUUGUUCGUUUAAUUUCCCAUUCAGUUUUUUAUUUCGCCUAAGUUUCGCAUCGGAAUCAAAGUGCCGCAUGUGGGUGACCGGGCUAAUCACGUUAACUGGCAGCUACAACUGCAAUAACAACAACAACAACAGCAACAAUUUGACUAAGAACAACAACAACAACAACGCAACGAGCGAAAGCAACGUUAAGCGAUUUGCUCAAUUCUUUUCUUGCUGGUCUGUGAUAAAUACGUUAACGUUCUUAAUGAAUGACUUUCGGUUCAAGUCACUUUAUCGUGCCACCAAAUCGACAACCACAAACACUUCAACAUUAAAUAAAACAAUCUUAACAACAACAACAACAACAACUAUUGAGGACUCUAUUAAAAAGCCUAAAAAGAGCAGACGCAGCACCAAGACGAAGAAAUCUUCGACGACAACAUCAACAACAACAACAAGCAGCGCCUUUGAUAAUAGCAACAACAACAAUCCACGUACUUAUAACAACAGCAGCAAAUCGAAUAAAGUGUUCCUACAUUAUAUACCACGCGAUCCGCGUCUAAGAAUUUUCAAUAGAACCGCCACACUGAAUAAACACUUGUUGUUUUCCCAUCCUCCACGAAGCACUUUAAGUGAAUUGAAUAUAACUGAAGAUCUUUGCAAUUAUGGCGAAGUAAUUGGCGGCAGUGACAGUGACAGUGAUAAUAAUAACUAUAACUAUAACUACAAUAAUAAACAAUUGCAAUUUCAAGGCCAACUGUUCAAGUUCUAAACGAGGAGACCUCUUCAAGUUGUUCGUUCGUUUCGAAACAACUUUUCGUUUUUAAUCGCAGCUAUUUGCGCACCCAGCUUACAGCUAUUACAUUAUCAACGUGUCAGCCAGUUGAAAGUGUUGUUAUUAUUGGAGAUCGGAUUUUGAGCGAAACAAAAGCAAUCUAAGUCCACCUACCGCUGCAGCUACUUAAGAAGAACAAAUACAAUCCUUGCUGAAAAAAAAAAACUGAAAACUGUGUUCACAAAACUAAUUGCAACAACAAGUGCAAAUUUUUUGAUAAACCACAAUUAUAGCAAAAACAAAAAAACAAAGUAAUUAAGCAAAAAGUUAUUAAUUAGAGCUUAGGACAAGAUGGCCAAGCCAGCAACGGGACAGAGUGGCAACAGCAACGCCAACAACGCCAACAACAACAAUAAUAACAAUAGCAAUAGCAACAAUAACAAUAACAAUGACGAUGAUUCGAAUGAGAAUCAAGAGAGCAGUAGCAAGUUGCUGGGUAAUGGAAAUGCAGCUGCUAAUGGAAAUGGAAAUGGAAAUGUUUGUCAAUCAGCGACAGCAUCAACGUUGCCAGCGCCAGCGAACACACCGCUGAACAAGGCCAUCAAACACGAUCUGUUCCCGGAGGUGACUUUCUGCAAUCUAUCUGUGGAGGAGCUGCACGAUGGCAGCGGUCAGAGUCACAGCCGAACGGUGAGGAACAGCAUCAUUGCACUGGACAGCGAUGGCACACUGACCAUUGGCCUGAUGAAUGGCACGCAGGUGAAGAAGCGCAAGCGUUUGAUAUCGAAUGAAUCGGGUGACUCGAUAGAUUCAAGCACCACGGAUAAGAAGACAUCGAAGAUGCCCGAUGGCGGCUACGGUUGGGUUGUUGUCUUUGCCUCGCUCAUGGUUUCGCUUAUAUGGGAUGGACUCUCGUUUUCCUUCGGGCUGAUCAACACACAGCUGUUGGACUAUUUCAAAGAAUCGCCUUCGAAGACAGCUUGGAUCAGUUCGUUGUUCUUCUCGGUGCCACUGCUCAUGGGUCCGAUUUGGUCGAAUCUGGUGGAUAAAUACGGCUGCCGUAAGAUGACCAUUUUGGGUGGUCUCAUCUCCGCCUUUGGCUUUGCCAUCUCAUCCAUUUGCAAUUCGAUUGAGAUGCUGAUGAUCACGUUCGGCAUCAUCAGUGGCCUGGGACUCGGCAUUGGCUAUGUGACCGCUGUGGUCUCGAUUGCCUUUUGGUUUGACAAGAAGCGUAGCUUUGCCACCGGCAUCGGUGCAUCGGGCACCGGCAUUGGCACCUUCGUCUAUGCCCGACUCACGCAAUAUUUAAUCGAUUCGUAUGGCUGGCGUGGCGCCACUCUAAUCCUGGGUGGCACCAUGUUGAAUGCCUGUGUCUGUGGUGCACUGAUGCGAGAUCCCGACUGGCUGAUCGAGGAGAAUCGUCUCGAGAGCCGAUCGCAGAGUGUCACCACAUUUUCCAAUUCAAGUGUUUGCCUCGAGGAGAUCAAGAAGCUGCUGGAUACGGGUAUCACCAAGGAGGCUGUGCUGGACACGCUGGUCACGAAGAACAACACCGAAGCGAAUCAGCAAAUCGAUGAUCCACUCGAUACUGGUCUCAAGCGCUAUCGCAGCGAACUCUUUCUGCCCACGUUCCUCAGCAUCCAAGAACUCGACAGCGUCUGCGAGGUGAAGAGUCUGAGUCGUCGUUCGUUGCGACACAAGGAAGGUGCCGAGGCGCCCUCACGUGAGAAUCUGCUGUCCAUGUCGUCGGGUGCUGCACCAACGGCUCCGUAUCUGAACUCUCCCGACGAUACGCUGACGGGUCGAGUUCUGCCUGGCAUCGUCGCUGAGACAUCGAAGAAGAGCUACUUGGCCUCGAUUGAGACGCUGUCGCCAUCGGAGAAACGUUCAACGAUUGCGGGCACCCCGAAUGGUUCGUUGCGCUCUUCGGACGAGGGCUAUCUGACCCAGAAGCACAACGAAGCCACCAACUAUGCCAGCUCACGGUAUUCGCUUAACGAAAAUAUAUUCGCCAGCAAGCACAAUACACCGUCGUUGUCUAACCUGAAGGUGAAUGGAUUGCGUCACAAUUCCGUGGACAUUCUGAGCGAUGAUAUGCACAGCUAUUACAUGUCCAUGAAGGAGGAAACAUUUGCUCUGCUCGAUCAACAUCCGCGUCCACAGAUAUUUCAGCCAAAGGCACCAGCGGAAUCCUUGGUCAUCACUAUACCGGAGCAAGAGGAGCAGAGCGAGCUGGCGUUGCGUCGUUCGCGUUUGGACAGCAUAACGGGUCUGCGUCGACUGUCCAAGUCGAAGAAACCGAAUCCGCAUCGCUCGAAUCUGCGUCGCAACAUCUCCAUACGCAACUCGAACUUCCUCAAGGACAUGCGCAUCCAUCGCAAUUCGAUUCACUAUCGCGGCGCCAUGCUCAACACGCAUCGAUAUCGAUUGCGUGCCUCGUCCUGCCCCAACAUCUAUCGCAACUCGAUGACAACAAUUGCCAAGGAGGAGGAAGAUACCUGGUACGAUAGCUUUAUGGAUACUGUGAAAUCCGCUUUUGACUUUUCGCUCUUUUUGGAUAAAAAGUUUUCGUUUUUCAAUCUAUCUACACUAUUCCUAUUCAUUUGGUUCAUCAUACCCUAUCUUUAUCUGCCCGAUUACAUGAAAGAAUACAACUAUGAUGUGAGUGUGAGUGCGGUGUUAAUAUCGGCGAUUGGCAUUGCUCAAACCGUGGGCAUGAUUGGCCUUGGCUAUUUUGGCGAUCGACCAUGGAUGAACAUCAACAUAUGCUACUCCAUAUGCAUGUUGGUUUGUGGUGCUUCGGUUUUCUUCAUGCCAAUUCUGAUCACUAACUACAAUGGCUUGAUGGCCAUGUGCAUCAUCUUUGGAUUUACGUUUGCCAGCUCCUUCUCGUUCACGCCCAGCAUAUUGGUCAGCAUUGUUGACCUGGAUGAUUUCACAUGUGCCUACGGCUUGGUGCUGCUCGUUCAGGGCGUUGGCAUGAUUGCCGGACCACCCAUAGCCGGUGCCAUAUUUGAAUAUACUGGCAGAUGGGACGACUCCUUCUACUUUGCGGGCAUAUUUAUAGCACUCUCCGGCGUCUGUUCGUAUAUGAUUGAGUUCUGUGAGAAGAAAGCAACUAAGGAGAGUGAUAGUGAUGUCUCAGAGACUAAAAAAGCUCAACUUUUACAUUAGAAUACUUAUAUAACACAACACAAAUGUCAACAAAAGAAAAAACUCCAGUGCAAUUUAGCAAAAAAAAAAAAAAAAGAAAAAUGAAAGAAAAGCACUGCGGCCUAUAAUUAAUAAUAAUAAUAUUAAUAUUAAUCAUAAUGGACUAGCAUUAAAUGUUAUAAAGUUUCUUAUGUCAAAUGCUGUUGCAGCUACAAAAAAUACAGAAAACUCAGAGCGAAUUAGUAGAUAAAUAUCGAAAGCAAAAACUAAUGUUAAUCGCGUUUAAGAAAUCUACAUAUAUAUUGACUUGAGAACUAAUUAUAUACACAUACAUGAAUAACAAAAACUAUAUUAGUUAGCUAACGCACUAGGACAACUACAUUAUACGUAUACUCCAAUAAAUAAUAGUCAGGAAAAAUACAAAACAGAACAAAAUGGAAAACAACAACAACAAAUGCUAGCAAUAUUUUUUAAAUAUAGAGAUACCAAUUUCAAUAUCAUUGCAGUGCAUCACUGCCAUGCGCAAACGGGUUCCCCAAAUUGUCUUCUUUGAUGAUAUAUUUGUAGUUAGUAAUGCCGCAAAUAAACAAUUUACCAAUCUACGAUGUAACUUAUGCAAUAACAACAAUAAGAACAACAAUUUCGCAAUCAACUAAACAAAAAGUCUUCAAAGCAAAUCCAGAUGAAUGUUAAUAAUAAAAACAAAACAAAAAAAUGAUAGCACUAUACCCAAAAAUUGCAAAUGGUUUAGAAGCAGAGUUAAAGAGUUUUUUACUAUUUGAAAACCAAAACAGUUCAAGUAUUAUUAAUAAAUAAAUGAAAAUGAAUUGAUAUGAGAAAUUCACGUAGAGCACUGAAAUCAAUUAUAUAUACAUAAAUACAUAUAUUAUUUAGUAAUAUGAAGCACACGUCAUUUUAGUCUAACUCAAAACUAACUAAAGCCUAGACAAGACACACACACACACAAACCUUCUAUAUACAACCGUAGCCUAUGUAGUUGUUGUUUCAAACAAAUAAAAGAAAAAACCGAGCAAACAAAUUUUUUGUAGCCUUAAGCA